Laetiporus sulphureus 93-53 is the source of this 926-nucleotide messenger RNA. RefSeq names its product DNA-binding protein. NCBI's taxonomy places the organism in Eukaryota, Fungi, Basidiomycota, Agaricomycetes, Polyporales, Laetiporaceae. Gene Ontology annotation, cellular component: zeta DNA polymerase complex. Bases 36 to 737 code for a protein of 233 amino acids. The record is from RefSeq and is a predicted model, not a curated record. The transcript is spliced from 8 exons.
CACCAGCCCGCGCGGACGCGACCCCCGCAAGGCCCAUGGCCACUGAGGCUCCUCUGACUUUCAAUCAAACAGUCCGUGGUAUAGCCGAGCUUAUCGAGGUUGCUAUUCACGCCAUCCUCUACGUGAGGCAAAUAUACCCUGCCGACCUUUUUGUAAGGCGAAAGAAGUUCAACACACCGGUCUUCCAAUCACGCCACCCUGCACUCAACGAGUACAUUUCCGGUGCCGUAAAGGCCGUUGCUGAGGAGCUUAUUCUGGGAAAUGUUGACAAAGUCAUCGUCCUGGUGAAAAGUAAGGAUGAAGUGCCUCUUGAGCGCUUCAUAUUCGCAGUGCGCAACAUGAUUCACGUUGAAUCGUACAAUAAGGACACCAGUGUCGAGGAUGCCAUCACACCGAGUUCUCUUGGACAGUACUUUCGCUCUUUCCUCGUCAAGCUUAACAUGAUCGAAGCUCAACUUGGCCAGCUCCAAGCAGGCGACGACCUCUCGUUCGCAAUCGUCAUCGAGCUAAUAGACGAUAAGGCUCCCGCCGCUUCUCAUGACGGGGACCCGCCGCCCUGGGUGCCGGCCUCUACCGAGCACACAACGUCAGGUGCAUCCGAGAAUGCAGAGCUGCAUAUGAUCCGUGCGGUUGACACUGGUAUCAUCAACUUGUCAUUGGCUGUGCAAGAGUCGGAAGAGAAGCUCAAGAUGAUUGAAGAAGUUGAGGACCCGAAGGGCAAGCGGCGUGCGUCAUGAGCGUCUGAACCCCUCUCGAAACUUCCCUGUGCUGGUCUCGUACCCAGACCUCUUUUCUGCGGUGGCAGAGUGCGAGUAAAGAGUUCCAAGUACGAGAACACCCCGUGCUUAUACCCUCGACGUAGUAGUACCACACUGUAUCUAUAAGGAUUUGAACGCGGUAAUGAACAGAGAACUCGCAGUCUGGAC